Molecule: messenger RNA, 438 nt
Organism: Lodderomyces pseudojiufengensis
Lineage: Eukaryota; Fungi; Ascomycota; Pichiomycetes; Serinales; Debaryomycetaceae
Gene: RPS23A
Product: 40S ribosomal protein uS12
Exons: 1
Coding region: 1-438 (145 amino acids)
Biological process (GO): translation
Cellular component (GO): cytosolic small ribosomal subunit; ribosome
Molecular function (GO): structural constituent of ribosome
Source: RefSeq, a predicted model, not a curated record
AUGGGAAAAGGUAAACCAAGAGGGCUUAACUCAGCUAGAAAAUUAAGAGUUCACAGAAGAAACAACAGAUGGGCUGAUCAAGCUUAUAAAGCUAGAUUAUUAGGAACAGCUUUUAAAUCAUCACCAUUUGGAGGUUCAUCACACGCCAAAGGAAUUGUAUUAGAAAAAAUUGGUAUUGAAUCAAAACAACCAAACUCAGCUAUUAGAAAAUGUGUCAGAGUUCAAUUAAUUAAAAACGGUAAAAGAGUUACCGCUUUCGUUCCAAAUGAUGGUUGUUUAAAUUUCGUUGAUGAAAAUGAUGAAGUUUUAUUAGCUGGUUUCGGUAGAAGAGGUAAAGCUAAAGGUGAUAUUCCAGGUGUUAGAUUUAAAGUUGUUAAAGUUUCUGGUGUUUCAUUAUUAGCUUUAUGGAAAGAAAAGAAAGAAAAACCAAGAUCAUAA